UUGCAAGGGUUUUUAGGUUGCAUGAUAGAUGAACCACUGCAGUUUGAGGAUUACUGCUAUCAGUGGAUACCGCUGUUUAAGAUGAAUGAUAACACAAGCGAAACGUUCGAUAGUGAUUUAUGUGAGAAGCGCUAUAGCCGACGGCAUAGCAUUGCGGUAGAAUCCGAAAAAGAAUGGCAGUGGCUUAUGGAACAGAUUACAAACGCAAUGUUGGAAGCAAAACAAGCAAAUAUGACAGAGCUUUAUUUGAUACUGGGAGGUGUGAUGCGCAAUGGAAACAUGGAACCUACCAUGAGAUUCGAGAAGAAUUUGAAGUUUGUAAAAAUCCAGAAUGAUAAUUCACCGUGCUCACGUUAUGCUCUCGUUGCUGAGUCCAUUGAAGACACUGGUUAUUCUAUCGGCAUGCUUAAAAUGAAACCAAUUGGUCUAAGAUAG
This is a messenger RNA of Gongylonema pulchrum, 435 nucleotides long. The record is from the annotation of a GenBank genome assembly. NCBI's taxonomy places the organism in Eukaryota, Metazoa, Nematoda, Chromadorea, Rhabditida, Gongylonematidae.